UGGUGCAAUGUCCUUCACCUCCAAACAUUGACAAAGGAAAUCACAACAGCCAGGACUUGGAGGUUUUCACUACUGGGAUGGUUGUAAAUUACAGCUGUGACCCUGGCUACAGCCUGCUGGGAGAGGCAGCGAUUUACUGCACCGAUUCUGGAAACUGGAGCCUCCCUCUUCCUCGGUGUACAGGUGGCUGUGGUGCACCUCCAAAAUUAACAUUUGCUGAGUUAACUGAGGAAUACAAAAAUCUGACGCAGUUUCCUGUUGGGGACACUGUGCGAUACGGCUGCCGGCCGGGAUAUAUGAGACACCCCGCAGUACCCCCAGCUCUGACAUGCCUCAAAAACCACACGUGGUCUGAAGCGCUAGCGUUCUGGAAACAGUGUAAAUACCCAGAAGCACCAAAGAAUGGCAGAGUUGUUGUUCUGACAGAUCUCCUUUUUGGGUCAACUGUGAGCCAUAUGUGUGAAGAAGGGCACCGACUGGUUGGACAGUCUUAUAGGCGAUGUGAGAUUUUUGGAGCCGAUGUCACAUGGAAUGGUGUUCUUCCCAUUUGUCAGAAGGUGGUAUGUCCAGUCCCACAGAUCCAGAAUGGGAGAGUAUCUGUUCUUAAGUAUCGCUACACAUACAAAGAUACUGUUAGCUUUAAGUGCCAUAAAGGUUUCACCUUGCGAGGCCAUCGCACAGCGCAGUGCCAAGCUGAUAAAACAUGGGAUCCACCUGUACCAGUCUGUGAGCAGGUAGUGAAGUGUCUGCCUCCUCCAACCAUUGCUAAUGGAGAACACAGCAGUAAUUUCUCAGACAGUUUUGACGUAGGAACACUUGUGCACUACCGCUGCAAACAUGGCUUCUCCCUCAUUGGGAAUAAGUCUAUUCGUUGUACAACAUACGGAGUCUGGAGCCAUCCCCUUCCUUGGUGCGAAGGUUUGUGAAUGGAAAAGCAACCAGAUUAGGAAUCCCUCUAUAAGCCUGGAGACAUCAGUACAAUUGAAUGCAACACUGCUAAUGUCCAAAAAGACCUCCACAUGUCCCAGUGCCAGCCUGGGGGCACAUGGGAUCCUCCACUCCCUGUCUAUGAAAGAGGAAAGUAUGUGUUAUAUGCCAGCUUCGCCAGCCGUAAGAACAUGUACGGGUGUGUGCUGCACUGUUCCAAGCCUGCAGGUAUCACCCAUGGGUCUCUCAAGGGCCCAGCAAAAGUGUUUUUCACUCCUGGAACAUCUGUAAGCUACAUUUGUGAGCCUGGCUUCUCUCUCAUUGGGACAGCAACAAUUUAUUGCACACAAUCUGGAGCCUGGAGCCAUCCUCCUCCAGUCUGUCAAGAUGUGCAGUGUUUCCAUCCUCCAAACAUAACCAAUGGGAAGCUCAAAGGCAACAUCUCUGACACUUUUUCCUAUGGGGCAUCUGUAUCCUACAGCUGCAAUCCUGGGUAUUCACUCGUUGGGAACGCUUUCAUCAACUGCACGGUGUCAGGAACCUGGAGCCAGCCUUCUCCUCAGUGCAAAGAGAUCAGAUGUGUAUUCCCAGAAGUUCAAGGUGUUAAGAAAGCCAUCAAAGGAAAUACUUAUCGCUCUGGGACUAACAUCACUCUUGAAUGUGAUGACGGUUACAUGUUGGAAGGCAUCAGUCAGAUUCAGUGCCAAGAGGACUUCAGCUGGGACCCUCCUGUACCAGCCUGUAAACUGAAGUCACACAAGUCGGGUCCAGUAGGCCUAGGAGCCGCAGCUGCAGGAGUCCUGCUUCUCCUGGGGGCAGGCAUUGUCUGGAAAAUUAUUUCUAAGCAAAAGGAAGGCUAUUAUCGUACAUAUGAAAACUACAGUUACCAAAACCCUCUGAACCAGAUAACUGAACAGAAAUGUUCAUGUCUUCCAUAG
Molecule: messenger RNA, 1865 nt
Organism: Phaethon lepturus (White-tailed tropicbird)
Lineage: Eukaryota; Metazoa; Chordata; Aves; Phaethontiformes; Phaethontidae
Product: complement receptor type 1-like
Exons: 14
Source: RefSeq, a predicted model, not a curated record